Messenger RNA from Moneuplotes crassus, 2483 nucleotides. The record is from the annotation of a GenBank genome assembly. NCBI's taxonomy places the organism in Eukaryota, Ciliophora, Spirotrichea, Euplotida, Euplotidae.
UAAUAAUAAAUAAUUUUAGAAUAUUAAAAUGAUUAAGAAACAGCUUAGACAGAAAGGUUAUAGGAGGGCGUGAUUGGCAAAGACCCUCUUGGUUAUGGUAGUGCUUGGGCUCGUAGAAGGAUUUCAUUAUGAGUACAAGUUUAUAGCGGUUAGGCCAGACCAGAGUGAGAUAUAUGAGCAAGGAGGAGAUCCAGCUGCUCCUCAUUUUUAUUCUGAUGGCAAUAAUGAUCCAACACCUAUCCCGCAGGGAUUAUAAUUUUUGAAGCCGAUCAUUAUUUGAACUUAUCACAGCCGUUCAGCGUGUCUACAAGUUCUUUCUCAUUAGAGAUUUGGUACUACAUGUUCAGUAUUGAUGAGAUCUUUUUGUCCACAGGAAGUCUUUACGAUACCUCCACUAGCACUUCUACAAGACUAAUCAUAAGAACUAUCUCCACUGAUAACAGAGUUCGGGUGGCUCAUUUGCUCUCCAAAAAUGAAAUUCCAGGAAUAGCGAUCGGGUGGAACAGAGUAGGAACAGGCCAAACUUCAACAACCAUGAACUCAUUUCUUCAGAAUAAUAUUAAUGGUACCUCUUAUGACUCUGGAAAAACUUCAUUUUGUGUCGAACCUUUCACAUUUAACUCUAUUGGCUGAAUGAGGUGAAAUGUCCCAGUAGUUAUAAUUAGUUCGUUCAUUGUCAGGGACGAUGCCUCUCUUGGACACCCAAAUUCGGGAUUCGCGUUUAGUUUUGUGAUGAAUACUUGUGGAGAUGGGGUUGUUCUGAGUGCAAAUUUUGAGCAAUGAGAUGAUGGGAAUACGGAUGAUACUGAUUCUUGUACAUCAGGGUGCUUGUUUCCAGAUUCUAACUGAAUUACAAACCCAGUAGAGUGAUCAGCAAGUAUUUGAGGGGAUGGAAUAAAAGGCCAAAAUGAAGAUUGAGACGAUGCAAAUUUGGAUCAUGGAGAUGGUUGCUCUGAUCAAUGUGUUAUUGAAUCUGGUUACUCGUGAACAGUUCAUGAAUCUGCAUCUAAGUGAGUACAGAUUAUGUGAGAAGUGACUGAUUGAAAGGUUUGUAGUGAGAGUGAUGGUGAUGUGUGAAUACAAUGAGAUACAUUCUUCAAACUAUCGGAAAAUAGAGGGAUAUGUGAAUCUGAAAUAGAAUACGAGGUGUCAGCCUCAACCAAACAAAUGUCCUCUAGCUCAACAGCUGCCUCAGGAAUCGGUGCUGGAGCUGUCAUUGGUGUAUCCUUACUCAAUCUGUCAUCGUUAGCUGCCAUCUGGUCUCUUGUCAACCAAUACCAGCUGUUCAUUUUACUGUUGUUGACUCAGACACCGUUUCCUGGUGACGUCAAAGGCAUGAUACUCGGAAACAGUCUCAUGACUUUCAACAUUACACAGUACAUGCCUGUGAGACACAUUCCGAAGAUGGACUCACUGAUGGAACAUGUUGGCUUCGAACAACAGAACAUUCACUUGAAAACAGUCGGAGUCAACACUGGAAGUGCAAUUAGCAACAACAUUGGGUUCUUGUUGACACUUGCAUUGUUCGUGUGUUUGCAUCCUUUGGUGCUGCUUUUGAAGUGCUGCAUUAAUUAUGAGAAUGACAACAAGUGAAGCUUCAACUAUCUGAUGAUUCUGACUGUCGACUUGUUCACAUUUACGAUUUAUGUGCGAGUGUGUAUGGAGUCGUUCCAGCUCUUGCUGCUCACAAGCAUUUCUGAGCUGCUGCAAGCAAACUUCGGAGGAGCCGCGCCUGUUAUAUCGUUUACAAGCUCUUUAUUGAUUCUGGGAGUAUGAGUAGGGCUGAUGACUCUGGCACUAUACAUGUUCUGGAUAACAAAGGACUUCUAUGACCCAGAUCGUUACUACAAACUGGGCGAGUUCUUUUCAGGAGUCAGACUGAACAAGUAUGCAAGACUUUACUCAUUUCUCAGAUGCUUCAGAAAAUUGUUUAUAAUUUUAUGGCUUCUUAUUUGAAGUUUCCUCGAUUCUUGGAUUCUAUGAGUAGGCUUUCUGGUCCUCCAACUAUCUUACUUUAUUAUUAUCAUACUCUUGAAACCUUUUGACCGCGUAGAAAAUAAUAUCAUUGAAAUGAUUAAUGAAGUCAUAUUUACAUUAUUAAUUGGAAUUUGCAUUAUUUUUGAUCAAGAUCAAGAGUGGACAAGCCUCCCAACAAACCUAUUCAAUUACACUAUCCUAUCCAAUUCAAUCAUCAUCACUCUUGUCAUGAUCGGAGCCUUAAUAUUCACAAUUUGCAAAAAAUGCACAAAAGGAUCCUCCAAAGCAUCAAAAAUCCGUCCAGAAGUGCUCAAAAAAGACACAAACUUCACAAAAUACACAAACAACGAAUCAGAACUUUCCAACAUAAGACUCCAAAACUCAACCCACCUAAAAGGAGUUCCCCAAAACACCCCCAUCUCCUCUCUACCCAAGAAUCCACCCCACAGCCCUCGUGAAGAGAUGAAGUUUUAGCUACCCUAAAAUAUCUGCCUGUGUGUAUUUUA